AUAACAUUAAUCCAUAACGAUGAUGCGUUGUUGUGUCAUAGGCUGCGACACCGAUGAAAAUGUCGUAAAUUCAACGUCUGUCUUUUUCGUUGGAUUUCCUCAACAAUCCGAUUUACUUCAAGAAUGGUUGAACGUUUUAACCGCCUACAGUUCGCCUCCGGAUGAUAUUGUCGCCGCAAAUACAAAGCUUUGCAGCUGCCACUUCGAUGAGGAGGCUUUCGAUAGGCACCCAGUACAUGGUUACCGAUUCCUUCUGCCUACAGCCAUUCCUUCUAUUUUUCCACUUGUGGAAGCAGAGGAACAAUCUGAUAUGGUUGUUAAAUCUGAUUUAGAUGCAAAUGAUCUUGUAGAAGACGAAAGUCAUUUGAUUUUAUGUUCCGAAUCAGCAGUUAGUCAAUUAGAUAUGCAUAGUUCGCCAGAUGAGCUGUUGGCCGAAAAUAUAUCUUUGUCAACACCCGUCAGUGAACUAGAUCUGCCAGCAAGAUCUAUUGGCAUUGAGUACGCGGAUGGAAAAUAUUUCUUCCUACAAUCUGAAGACGAAUAUCCAGACGAUUUUGUUGAAUGUGAAAAUCGGUUUACAAACAAAGCUCUCACUUUUGUGACGAAUACCGAGCAACAAUCAGAAUCUAACGCUAACAAUAUUGAAGCGGUCAGCGAUGCCUCUGCGGGACUUGUAAUCGCCGAAGAUACCGACUCGAAGCCUGAAACUGAUUACAUAGUGGUAAAAGAGGAAAUGUGUGCUGAUGACGAUACAAAUGCUUCGCUCAUUGAAGUAGUUGAAGACGAUAAACUAGCUCAGCAAAAGGUAGGUACAGAGUCGGUCUACGGUACAGUUGAGAUGCUGGAGGAAGAAGAUGUACAGCCAGCCACACGCAAAAGAGGCACUCGUGUUGAUAAACAUUUUUGCAAGUUCUGUGGAAAAGGCUUUCCCUACGAAAGUGGUUUGAAAAAACACGAACUUGUCCAUACUGGUCAAAAACCACAUAUGUGCAGUGUCUGCGGCAAAGGUUUCUCCCAGAAAAUAAAUCUCACCAUUCACGUGCGCCGUCAUACUGGCGAGGAGUCGGUGAAAAAGUACAGCUGCCCAGUGUGCAGUAAAAAGUGCACCCGUAUGAGCGAGCUGAAGAUUCACAUAAAGUCGCACUGGAGAAAACUUCCACAUCCGUGCCAGUUGUGUACCGAGCGGUUCGCAGAAGUGACAAACUACUACGAUCAUCUGAAAUCAGAACACAAGGACGAGCUAACUCUGCAGGAGUGUAUCGACAUGAUUGCUCAAAAUGAAAACGCAGAAUUGAUUGCACCAAAUGAAGAUUACUUGUUGAAAGGAGAAGACGGUAGCUACAUAUGUGCUGUAUGCAUAAAGGUGUUUCGAAAUGAACGCCUGCUGCGGAAGCACAAACGGAAAAUGCAUCCAAAAGUGUUCUUUUGCUCACAAUGUCCCAAGAGAUUCCUGUACAAAAGCUUACUGGAUAAGCAUUUGCGGGUUCAUACACAGGAAAAACCUUUCCAAUGCGACCAAUGUGAAAGAGCUUUCACACAAAAGGUCAACCUUGAAGUGCAUCUAUACAAAAGACACAACGUUCAGGUGGGCAACAUUGCACGUAAAACUUGCAUCUGCGAAUACUGCAAUAAAGUUUUUGACCGGCCUUCGACACUUCAAGUACAUAUACGUACGCACACUAAAGAGCGACCAUUUCACUGUCGAGAUUGUCCAAAAUCGUUUGCAUCGAACAGUGCUUUGGCAUCGCACAUCAAACAUAACCAUCGAGGAGAGUCAUUACUACUCCAACCUGCCAAACGAAACAUGGCGGGCAGCACUGAUAAAUUCGUUCUCAAGACCUGUGAUGAUCCAUCGAACAUGAUAGUGGAAAACUACAAAGAAGAUAUGACAAUGGUUCAAUAUUCCAUUCAAAUUAUAAACCCUGCCGAGUCGGACAGUACGCUUUAG
Molecule: messenger RNA, 1948 nt
Organism: Sabethes cyaneus
Lineage: Eukaryota; Metazoa; Arthropoda; Insecta; Diptera; Culicidae
Product: zinc finger protein with KRAB and SCAN domains 7-like
Exons: 6
Coding region: 20-1948 (642 amino acids)
Cellular component (GO): nucleus
Source: RefSeq, a predicted model, not a curated record